AGAAUCAAUCAAAAACAAAAAAAAUUUUGUAAUUUAAAAUUUCUAAGUAGCAUGCAAAACAAUCUUAGCGAAAUAAAAAAAUAUUAACAAUAGAAGGAGGAAAGAUUUCAUUAAAGUCUGUUCAAAGAUCAAAUCUAAAAUAUAGAUUCAACUAUUCAAGAUGAUUCGAAUAAUCCUGAUUUUGUUAAGGUCAUUGUAAUUUGCACCUUCAUUAAUGAAGUAACUAUUCAACUUAAAUUGAUAGACAAUAGCAACCAAAGAAAAAAUAAUCUGCUCUGAUAACGAAGCUUAAUUUGUAGAAAAGGAUGACGUAGUUGGUAAAGAAUGAAAAAUAAAAAAAUAGAAUAACAAGACCUUUCUGAUUGUAUCAAAAAAGAAAUUGUAACAUAUAUAGAAAGGGCAUUUAUUGAAUGUUCUAAACUACUAAAGUCGAAUUAUAUUGAAAAAUCUGAUGUGAUAAAAGUAUACUUCAAUCGUACAAAAUUAGUUGCCCAUCUGUUCGGCUAAUGGAAUACGUAUUCCAAACGAAUAUGAUAUCAGAUAGUUUUUUAAAUUGUCUAAAAUCAAAAACAAUAGUGAGGAAUUCGGCAAAUCGCUUCGAUCUAUGGAUACUAAACAUUUAUUUGGUUUGCUUAUUAGCAGUCUUGUAUUCCAAGUAUUUAUCUCAAUUGUUAUUUUGAGGAUAGUCAAAUUGAGGAAGCCAUAUUUGAAUUACUCUUUUAAAACAUCACAUUGGAAAAUGCUGUAAAGUUGUUACUUAUCACUGUUCAAUAUGAAUCCAAAAAAUAACACUAUUUUUAUAAGUAUCAUUUAUAAUCAUAAUCUAGACUUAUUAAGCAUUUGUAUUAUUUUAGCAAAGGGUUGUUGAAGGAAACCUAUGACAAUUAUUUACAAAAGAUAGUGUAAAAUGGAAUGAAGCCAAAACAAUUGUAAGUUGAAAAACCCAAUUUUAUUAAAUUAAUAACUCAAUUGCACAUUUUUAAAAUUAACUCAACCAUCCUUUAUCCCAUUUUUAAAUAAUAAGAGUCAUCUCUAUUUUAAUAUUACAAACCCAUUAAUGAAACGAAAUCAUUCACUGUUUAUAGAAAUUUAGAUUGUCCAGAAGGAAGAGAGUAAUCAGAUUUUCCACAUAUCUACUAUCUCAAGAAUAACGAGUAGUAAACUGUUUUAGUAGCAGUGUAAUAUGAGAUUUCUGGGGAUAUUCUUAUUUUCUAAGAGUACUAAGAGAAGUUCAUUAAAUAUAAUGAUAACUACUUAGGACUUAUUGAGUUUAAGAAUCAAGGCAAGGAAUUUAUUGUUUUUGAUGAUGGCUAUCCAGAGUACAUGGAAAAUAGCUUUCCUUAAUGGGUGGGGAGGAAGAAAAGGAGAAUGUUAAUUUUUGAUUACUUUUCAGAUAAAAGAUACGACAAACCAAGAUUAUUUGAUGUGAAAUGCUUCAACAUUAAUACAAAUUAGUAUGACGGUAAUAAUUUUUGCAUUAUUCUUAAGAGAUCAUAACUUAAGAACCACACUAUGAUGAAUAGAAGGGUGCCUUUACAUUGAAAUUAAAAGAUAUCGCACUAACGCCAUCAACCAGAAAUUUUGUAUUACAAAAAAAGGAAGACAACAGCAAAGAAUAACACAUCUAUCUAUGUCAUGGGAAAUUAAAUAGACAUACAUUUCACUUGGAAUUACACGAAGGAAUCAGUGUAUUCUAAGGAUUCUGUAUUUCUGUUGUAUCAAUUUGUUCUAAGGGCACUUGUUAAUGAAUACAUAAUAAUUUGUAUUUUAUUUUUAAA
Messenger RNA from Paramecium octaurelia, 1778 nucleotides. NCBI's taxonomy places the organism in Eukaryota, Ciliophora, Oligohymenophorea, Peniculida, Parameciidae. The record is from the annotation of a GenBank genome assembly.